AUGGCCAUUAUUUUGGGGGGUAAUAUGGAAGCUCCAAGUGAUCAUGUGAAUCUUCAAGAAGUUUUACCUGAAGGAUUUAUAGAUCGAACGGCCAAAAUCGGAAAAAUGAUUGGAUGGACUCCACAAAUAGAUAUAUUGUCACAUUCUUCUAUAGGAGGAUUUGUAUCACACUGUGGAUGGAACUCUACAUUGGAAAGCAUAUGGUUUGGUGUUCCAAUCGCUGCAUUGCCAUUACAUGCAGAGCAACAAUUAAUUGCUUUCCAAAUGAUUGUGGAAUUAGGAUUGGCAGUGGAAAUUAAAAUGGAUUAUAGAUUGGAUUUGUUUAACAAGGAUGGUGAUGAAAGUACUAUUACUGCUGAAGAAAUAGAAAGAGGAAUAAGAUGUUUAAUGGAGCUUGACCAUGGAAAAAGGAAGAAGCUGAAAGAAAUGAGUGAAAAGAGUAGGAAAGCUUUGAUGAAUAGUGGAUCAUCUUACGCAUGGUUAAGUCAUUUCAUUCAAGAUGACAUAAAAUAUGAGUAA
Dovyalis caffra is the source of this 519-nucleotide messenger RNA. The record is from the annotation of a GenBank genome assembly. NCBI's taxonomy places the organism in Eukaryota, Viridiplantae, Streptophyta, Magnoliopsida, Malpighiales, Salicaceae.